Molecule: messenger RNA, 5016 nt
Organism: Culicoides brevitarsis
Lineage: Eukaryota; Metazoa; Arthropoda; Insecta; Diptera; Ceratopogonidae
Product: transport and Golgi organization protein 1-like
Exons: 8
Coding region: 87-4313 (1408 amino acids)
Biological process (GO): endoplasmic reticulum to Golgi vesicle-mediated transport; vesicle cargo loading; protein secretion
Cellular component (GO): endoplasmic reticulum membrane; endoplasmic reticulum exit site
Source: RefSeq, a predicted model, not a curated record
CUGAGUGUGAUGUGGCCAAUAAAAUAAGAAAGAAAAAUUCAUGAGAAAUCAAAAAUACACACAAAAAAGCCAGAAAACCCGAUAAAAUGCAGUUAAAAACGUGUCUUGUAUAUAAAUUUGUGUUUUUGUUAUUUAAUAUUAGGUACAGUAGUUUAGAGCAAACCAACAAAUUAGACUGUGGCGAUGAAAAUUGUACAGUUCCAAUUGGUUUGGGCAAAGCAGAAGUCACAAUCUCGCGAAAUGUCGAGGGAUUCCUCACAAUGAAGGCAGGCGAAGAAGCCCAGAUUUUCGGAGUAUUUGGCAAGGACUUGUUCCUCAUCGAAACAGACAAGGACAAGCGAAGGGGAUUCGUGUCACAAAAAUUGUUUCGUGAAAUGCGACUAAAACGCAAGGGACUAAUAAAGUCAAAUGUAACAACAAAUCAGCGAACAAAGCUGAGCCAAAUGGGACCCAUUGUCAAGGGCAACGAAGGAGGACCUCUGAUACAGGAAGAAAAACCUCCAGCUGAACAACCUGCCUCGAAUGAAAGCGAAACUCCCGACGUCAAACCCGUUUUGGAGGGAAAAACUCCAUCUGGGCAAGUCAUUUUCGCAAAAGAAGAACCUGUCGCGGAAAAGCCCGUGACUGAGAAUGUGACAGAAGAAGAAGAAGGCGACGACACAGAAGAAGAUGAAGAAGAAAACGCAACUGGCGAAGAAGAAGAAGAUGAUGAAGAAAGCACGGAGACACCCGAAGAAGAAUCAAUGCUCUCAAAAUUGGCAAAUUUCAUCACAGGCGCCGACGAAGAAGAAACUACAGAAGAGCAAAAUGAAACCUCAACUGAAACUGAUCAGAUUUUAGUACAAAAUGACACCAAUCAAAACUUGCCUGAAGAAAAAUCGCAAGAAAAUGAAGUUAAACCUCAAGUUAUAGUCGAAACAACAACUCCGCUUCCUGAUUUUAAUGAAAUCGCAACUCCGUCAAGUCCCGUCGAGAUGGAAGCAACAACUCCAACACCUUCAACGAACGUUGAACAAGAAACUCCCAAACCCGAGACACUUGAAAACGCGGAAAAUGUCACAGAAGAUUUAGGCAAACCUGAUUUUCAGCCAAUUCCUGACACAAAAACUGAAGUUACGAACGAAUCAACGGAAAAAGCUUCUGUUCCGCAAGAGAAAAAAUUGUUAGGAAAUAUUCUUACGACGCCUCCGCCAUUGCUGGGACUCAUGAAAAGUCAAAUUAAGAAAGAAGAAAAGAAACCUGAAGUGCCCGUAGUUGAAGAAACGAAGCAAGAAGAGCCUAAACCUGUUGUAGAGGAAGAAAAACCCGUCGUUGAGGAACCCAAACCCGUCAAAGAGGAAGAAAAACCUGAAGUUUUCGAAGAAAUCUUGCUCGAAAAAGAAAUUAACGAAGAAAAAAUUGUUCCUGAAGAUCAAAAUGACCCUGCGCCUACUGAAAUUCCAUCUCUUUUCGAAGAAAGUCAGGAAAAAGUGACAGAAAAUCCACAAGAAGAAGUCUCUGAACUCGAUAAAGUCAAAGAAAAAUUAGGAGUUGCCCCUGAGGAACCCAAAAAAGUCGAAGAAACCCCUUCAGAAGAAGUUACAACCGAAAAACCCGUCGAAGAAGUGACCCAAACUGUCACUGAAUCCCCUAAAAUUGAAGAAAUCGUAACGGAAGCUCCUUUGUCAGCUGCUUCUUUGGGCAUCGACACAUACGGAAAUCCUCCUCCGCCAUUAAAACCUCUUGAAGAAGUCAAAAAAUCAACUUCUGAUGAGCCAACUAUUCAAAUUGACAACAAAUUAGACCUUGAAACGGAGGAAAAAGUCCCUGAAAAAGUCUCGAAUGAAGUUCCAAAUGCAUUCCAUCACGAUCACGGACAUCAUCAUCAUGGACACGGGCAUGAACAUCAUCAUCAUGGACACCAUCACGGGCACGAACAUCACCAUCACGAGCACGAACACGAUCACAAAAACGAUUUUCAACAAAAACGAGAAGCGAUCCGAACUCUUUUAGAAGCUGAUGUGCCAAAAGAUGGCAGCGAAGUAGAAUCAAGUGAGAAAAAAGUCGAAGAACCACAGAAAAAAGUCGAAGGAGUCCCUUCUGUCGUCGAAAUACGACGAAAUGGCAAACUUGUAACGCCAAAAGAUGCGGAUGCCGAACAAAACAAACACGAAUCAAAUCCUCACAGUGGUGAAUAUUGCGAAGCUGCAGGAGGUGCCUGUCCUGUUGAUUCAACCGCCAACACAAUUUCCGAUCUCACGAAGAUGUUUGGGCUCGAUUUCCUCUUGCAAGAUGGAAUUUUCGAACAAUUUAUUGAGAAAACCAUCGAAAUGUUUGACCUCAUCAUCGUUUUGUCGAUCACAUCGGCUGCUGUCGUGUUCUUCCUCGUGCUCCAUUCGUGCGUUAAGCGAUGCAUGCGUGAAAGUCCCCUUUUAGAAAGAAUCAACCAUCUCGAGAGAACGUUAAUGACGAGUCUAAAGGAAAAUGCAACGUUGAAAAAUGACCUUGCCGAGUCAAAAGGCAAACUUCAUCAAAUCGAAGACACGUCAUUCGGCUCCAACGAAAUGGUAAUCGCCCUGAAAAAAGAUCUCGAUGACAGCGAACACAUUCGUCAGCAAUUACAACAACAAUGCAACAUUUUGGAAGCGGAACUUCAACGUUCAACCGAAGCUGGCAAUGAAUUAAACAAAAUGUUGUCGGAUUUGUUGAACAGCCAAACCGGCAGUGAAUCCAUCUUGCAAAGUGUCGAACAGCUCCAAAAGCAAGUCGACGAGCAACAAUUUACGAUCGAGUCGAUGACCGAAGCUUUAGCGACAAAAAGUCGCGAAAACAGCGAAUUGCAAGUGCAACUCAGCGAAAUUUCGUCUACAUUGGGCGUCGAAGUGAAAACUCUCAAAGCGCGCAACGACGAUGUCGAGUUGGAAAAAAUUUGCAUCGAGAACGAGUUGAAAAAUCUCAAAAAAUCUGUCGCGGAACAAAUUGAAUCGCUUGAAAAGUCAAAAAUCGAGGAAAUUGAGAGGAUUAAACAAAAACUCGCGAGAAAGGAAAAAGAAGCGCUCGAGUUGCACCAAAAGUAUCGCACGAGUGAAGCGAAAAUUCAGGCGUUGAACGAGAUGAUUAACGAAAGUAAGACAAAUGGCGGCGAUGUUGGUGACAUGUUGGAUUCAAUUGAUGCGAAGGCGGAAUUAAUUUUGGUCGCGAAGGAACGCGAUACUCUCAAAGAACAACUCAAUGCGGAGGUUAAUUCUAAAAAGUCGAUGGAAAAUUACGUGAAAACGGUCGGAGAUGAAAUUGAGAAACUAAAGAAGGAGUUUAGUGUUGCAGAAAAAGAAAAGUUGGAGGCUCAAACGAAGUUGGAUGUGCUCUCGUCGUACUUUAGACAAAAAGAAAGCGAAUUGCAGAGAGAACUCAGUACUAAAGAAGCACUCUGGAUGCAACAACAGGGCGAAACAUCGACAACUGUUGAGCGUGUCAAGAGUAUGCAAGAGGAAAUUCAGCAAUUAAAGUCACAAAAUGAUUCACUCAAGGCUGAAAUUUUAGCACAGGACACUGCUAAUAAAGCCCAAAUUGUCGCCUUGGAGAACAAAGCUCACGAAGCUUGGCUAAAUGCGCGUCAAAGUGAACGUAAAGUCGAAGAAUUACGUCAAGAAUCAACAAUUUUACGAAGACGCUUGACAUCAAUUGCUGAAUUGCAGCCAAGUUCAGCAAAUAAUUCAAUGAAUGCCUCAAAUCUCGUUGACGGCUCAUCAGGAGGCAUGCCAAGCUUAACAAGUCUCCCGAGUUUGAAUUCCGUUCCUUCUCCAUUGCGCGUCGAAUCCCCCAAUUCUCCUAUUAUGUUACCGGGUAUGCCGCCUCCGCCGCAAUUUUUGCCUCCCGGGCUCAUGCCUCCGGGUCCCUUGCCCGUAAAUCUUCCGCCGGGCGUUGUUCCGCCAUUACCUUUCAUGCCGCCGCCCCCAUUUGACUUGGCAGGUGCGCAUCGACAACCGCAUGGGCGCAUAAUGUCGCCGCAGCAACGCGGAUAUUCGCCCAGCAUCAUCGACGACGAUCGUUAUUCGCCCGAUAGUCGAUAUCACGACGAUUAUUCCGUCAUGUCGACACGUUAUGACACCGAAACAGACUUUAGUCCGCCUCCUAGUCCCCCGAAACGGAACAAUUCGUCGAAUUACAACAGACAAAACGGCAAAGUGAUGUCGCCACAAAUGAACGGAAGACACAGUAACAAUAACAACAAUUCAAUGAGGAGCAAACCAAAUAAAGGUGGAUUCAACAGUUCAGGUUCACAGGAUUCAAUUAUGGGAUCAGGGUCAAGAAAAGGCAACCAUGGGAAGAUAUAGCAUUAUCGCAAAUUUUUCUAAAUCCUUGAAUUAAAUCUAUUUCUAUUUAAUUUAAAUAAAAAAAAAACUUUCAUUGAUUUCACUUCGUGCUUCAAACAUUCAAGCUUUAAUGAGUUGACGAUAAAAAAAAUAAAUCGAAAGCGCGUGAAAAAAUGUAAUUUUUUUGCCGAGAAGUAUCAUAAACAAUGCAAAAAUACAAAAAUUUAAAAAAUAUCUUUAUCAAAAAAUUAAUGUUGAUAAAAAACAGGGGAAAUUCUUAUGAUGACAUCAUUCUAUGAAAACUAUAAAAAAUUUAAAGGGAAAAAUGACAUCUAAAUAUACCUUAAAGAAUAAAAUAAAAAUAAAUGAUGAUAAAUAAAAAAAAAACAAAUUUUAAGUUACACUUUGUAGUUCACUUUUGUCCUGAAUUUCUCUUCAAGCUGUUUUCUCUACAGAUAUUUAACCAAAACACACUUAUCAAAACUAUCUACUAACUUGAUCCCAUCCCAGUAGUGUUUUUCAGUAACAAGCUAGAAAUUAACGAUGAUAAUAUCCUACAGUAGAGAGGAGUGAGCACCAUCAAGAGACUUACUAUUGACUAAAAAAAUAGACUUACAAGGAUUAAAGACACUUCACUGAUAAAAAAAAACUUUUUUGUAUGAAAUUUCAAAUGAAAUUUAAAGAUUAUUAAAAAAAAAACUUAGUAAAAUGUGAAAAAUAUGAA